CUCUCAGACUCUGAGACCUCAGUCACUUCAGUGUGCUGCAGAGCAACGGUUAGGGUGGACGGAGCGAGUACUCUGCUAUAGGAUUUGUGCAGCGACUAGCGAGGCUCUACCAUGUUAUAGGUUUAAGAGAGCCCGAAUGUUCGAAAAUUUUAUAGAGCCAAUUACAGUUCUUGUCCUUCAAGUACGCAUGUACUCUUGAAGGAAUUGAUAACUAUAGGAAUCAAAGUGUCACUUACUAGUUUCUACUCUGAAGGAAAACGGCCUGCCUCGGACAUGCCGCCUAGUCCAAUGGCUUGCUACGCGUUCAUCCUCGUGUUACUGCAGAUCUUUACACCGAUCUCUGCACGUCUCAUCCGCCCCGUUACUAAUAACACACUAGUGAGUGACGGGGACCGCCCCGUGCAGUUGUGGCGCGUGGGAGCGUCCCUACAACACCCAAGUCUUCAGCACCUCCUCCUGCAGGGCCUCAUCGAGAAGUGGGCUGACGAUGCUACCUCAUCCUUGGUGAUGGUGCGGGAGGAAGACGUACCAGAGGUGCAGGCGGCGCUGCAGGAGGAGCAGGUGGAGUACAAUGUUGCAGUAGAGGAUCUCUUGAGCCUCGUUGCUGCAGAAACUGAGCACAAGAUGAGGGGCAGGAGGAAAAGAGAAAUCGAGCGAAUGGACUGGAACUCGUACCACGCGCUGGAGGACAUUGAGGGCUACCUGGGGUGGCUGAACGCCUCGACCAACGGCGUUGUGCAGGUGCUCUCCGCGGCCACCACGCAGGAGGGCAGACCUGUCUACGUCGUCAGGGUCAACGACCGAGGCGCCACCGGUCCGAAGAAGAGGAUCUGGAUUGAGGGAGGAAUCCAUGCCCGCGAAUGGAUAUCCCCCGCGGCGACGACUUUCAUCCUGCACCAGGUGGCGACCAACCCUGACUGGCAGCGCACGAUCCUGCCACACACGGAGUGGUACUUCGUACCCGUCGCCAACCCUGACGGAUACGCGCACACCUUCACCGGCGGCCGGGCCAGGUUGUGGAGAAAGAACAGACGUGUGAACGACAAUGCUCUGCCUGAUCGCUGCAAUGGAGUUGACCUCAACAGGAACUGGGAUCUUAAAUGGGGUGUGGGCGCCUCCCAAAACCCGUGUUCGGAGCUCUACAUGGGCGAGGUUCCUUUCAGUGAAGCUGAGACUACGGGCCUGAAAUACUUCAUGGAAAGAGUCGGUCCACUCGACCUAUUUAUCACCUUCCACAGCUACGGACAAUCAGUGCUCUAUCCCUGGGGAUGGACUAAAGACCCUCCAAAGAACGCCAAGAUGUUGCACCGAGUUGGCCGCAGGUUUCUGGAAGCCGUUCAGCACGUGUCCAAAGGCCAGGUUGACUACACAUUGGGGGGCUCUGGAGCCAUGUUGGGUUUUGCCUCCGGAGCCACGGACGACUGGGCUUAUGGGGCUUUAGGAGCCAAGCACGCCUACACCAUCGAGCUCCGCGACACCGGCCAUUAUGGCUUCCUGCUGCCAGAAGCACAAAUCGGAUCUACCGUGCGGGAGACUGCGGCCGGAGUCCAGUGCAUGGUGACAUACAUGAUAAAUAAUGGCGUCUGCGCACGACGAAGAAGGAAUGCAAGAAACAGAAAUAACGUGUAAAAGAGGUCUAAUCUAAACUCUUCAUUACUUUAUUUAUUUUCAUCCGAGACAUGAUUAGCGCGGCAGUAGUCUUAGAAUUAGUCGUUGUGCACCGUGAACAAUAAAAUCUUUUCUGGUUGGAUUCCAGUUUACUCCAGCCAUAAGUCGAAAUUUGUUUAGUAUAAAGGGAUAAAAAGAUUAGAUUUAGAUGUUGGUCAAUGAUAUUAUUAAUUUCACUUCGUUUCUUCUUGUGUUGUAAGACCUUUCUAUAAAUUAUAGAACAGUUUAGAAUAUUUUGCGUAUUCAGAUUCGUUCAAUUUUCAACCCAAUAAUUUUAUUAGUUGCUUAAAUGAGAUGGACCCCUUUUUACGGAGAUUUACGUUAAUCUCGACUUUUCAUCCCUGUCACAUGAUCUUUUAAUUUUCAGGAAUGAAAUAAUUACGUGUAAAUAUACUUUCUUGAGCCAGUGAUCAUUAUUUCCACUUGAAAUUGAGUUAUAUGUAAGGCAAAUAUAUUACUAAGCAGGAGUGGAAAAAGUACACUCAUUGCUUAUGAUCACUCCGUCUUAGGUGCUUCUUAGUAAGGCAAAUAUAAUAUAUUACUAAGCAGGAAUGGAAUAAAAUAUGCGUUUAAAAAUUACUUUUUAAAGACAACACUUCUAAAGACAAAUUGUCUCCAACAUUACGCGUGUGCAAAAUUUCAGAGCGAUUGGUCACGUAGAAGUGU
Hyalella azteca is the source of this 2334-nucleotide messenger RNA. RefSeq names its product carboxypeptidase B. Gene Ontology annotation, molecular function: metallocarboxypeptidase activity; zinc ion binding. The transcript is spliced from 7 exons. Bases 274 to 1629 code for a protein of 451 amino acids. The record is from RefSeq and is a predicted model, not a curated record. Gene Ontology annotation, biological process: proteolysis. Lineage: Eukaryota; Metazoa; Arthropoda; Malacostraca; Amphipoda; Hyalellidae.